AAUAAUCUGUACUCGUAUUAGACUUAUAUUGUUGGUAGAUUAAUUCGUAGCCAAACUUGCCCUUGCUUCAUCCGUCUCUGAAGUAUUGUGCCGUUACGAGAACUAAGCUACGAAUUAUUGUGCGCAACAGCAGAGCAAUAGGAAAAAUACAUGGAGUAUAUUUUGUUUCGAGAGUCGCUAAAACUAGUGAAAUCAAUGUAUUGAGACUUGGUCAGUAUGCGAAGUAGGUGUAAGAACAUUACGAUUGCGAGAUUCAUGUAAACUAACGAGGUCACUUCAACAGCUAACUUCACGUUGUUGACACGUUUUUGGGUAUUCGGUGAGCUUUGCUCGAUAUAAAACAUCGGUUCAAGCGAUAAGGAGUUAUUCGAAUACACAGUCACGGGCUUCUGGACUUUGGUGAUGGAGGAAAAGAAAGAAACUUCUGUCCCGCAGGAAGAAGGUAGAGACGAAAAUGUGACGGAGGAGGAUGAUGAAGAAAUAUAUUCGGAUAUUGAAGAUGAGGGUGAACCCGACACAACCUGGCUAGGAUUCUUUUACUUUUGCAAUAUUGAACGGCACAAAAUCAGUUCAGAGCAUCCGCAAUGGGAGAGGAAUGAUAUCAUGAAAGAAUUGACAAAAAUGUGGAACAAUUUUGACACCGAAACGCGAUCUAGGUACAAAGAAAUGGCAGUAAAUGAACAGUCUACUUUCCUCGGCAAUCAGCACGAACGGCUAUUGUGAGAAUUACAGAACAAUAAUUGAUGGCAGUCAAGUUUUGCAGACACAAAAACAAAAAUUCUGAAACAAUAACGAAGAAAAUCAUACAUUUUUCACUGAUAAA
Molecule: messenger RNA, 823 nt
Organism: Neodiprion fabricii
Lineage: Eukaryota; Metazoa; Arthropoda; Insecta; Hymenoptera; Diprionidae
Product: high mobility group protein DSP1-like
Exons: 4
Coding region: 403-723 (106 amino acids)
Biological process (GO): regulation of transcription by RNA polymerase II
Molecular function (GO): DNA binding, bending
Source: RefSeq, a predicted model, not a curated record